Molecule: messenger RNA, 2000 nt
Organism: Condylura cristata (star-nosed mole)
Lineage: Eukaryota; Metazoa; Chordata; Mammalia; Eulipotyphla; Talpidae
Gene: KNOP1
Product: lysine-rich nucleolar protein 1
Exons: 5
Coding region: 111-1481 (456 amino acids)
Source: RefSeq, a predicted model, not a curated record
GACCCGGAAGGAGAUGGAGCUCGCAGGGGUGGCCCAGUGACUCGAGGUUGACUUCCGGGUCACGGCGGAGCGGGCUUUCACGUGGAGGCGGGGAACUUUGGCCUACGGGGAUGAUCACCAAGACACACAGGGGAGACCUGAGCCCUGGGCUCCCGGAGAAAAAGAAGAAGAAGAAGAAGGUGGUCCAAGAGCCAGAGACUCAAUACUCACUUUUAAACAGUGGCAAUUAUUUCUCUGAGGUCUUCCCCAUUAGGGCCACAACCCCCACUAAGAGUGUGGUCCAGGGGCAAGUGCCCGAGAUGCCACUAGUGAAGAAAAAAAAGAAGAAGAAGAAGGCCUGCGAGGAGCCCCCGGAACGGGGCGCCCUGUCCCCUCCCCGACGGAUCAAAUCGUCCAGCCCCAGGAAGCAGGUUCUUGGCCUCUCUGAGUUCCUCGCAGGGGAGAAGAAGAAGAGGAGGAGGAAGUCCUUGUGGCCUCUGGCCAUGUCCCCUGACUCGAGGAUGAAGACCAACCUGGAUCCCAGACAGGGUGAGGAAGUGACCAGAGUUGGCAGGAAGCUCAAAAAACACAAGAAGGAGAAAAAGGCCCGGGAAUCCGUGUCCUGCUCAGCCAAGGACCCUUGGUUCUGCGAGGCUGGGGAUGUUCCAUGGGCCUGCGCCAUGGGGGGUGGUGACAAGGGGCAGGCAGCCUCAGGGCAGAAGCGGAAGCAGGGGAGCCUCAGGGAACGCAGUGUAAAGAUAAAGAAGAAAAAGAAAGUCUGCCAGGAGGGCGACACUCUCCUGGGGUACGCCAAACUCUCCAGGUCCGCGGAGAGCAGCCCGAGGAAAGGAGGUAAGAAGAAACCCGUCAGAGUGGAGGCUCCUGAGUACAUCCCAGUAGGGGAUGGCCCCAAGGCCUCAGCAAAGAAGAAAGUGAAGACCAAGAAGAAGACAGAGCUGCCGGGUGUUGAGGAGCUGACUCUGAAGAAGAAGAAGAAGAAGAAGAGGAAAGACAGCACCGUGGCAGGAAAGCCCCAGGAGGACGAGGAGCCGGACACUGACCUGGAGGUGGUGCUGGAAAGGAAGGGCAACAUGGACGAGGCACACAUAGACCAGGUGAGGCGGAAGGCCCUGCAGGAGGAGAUUGACCGGGAGUCAGGCAAAACGGAAAGUUGUGAAUCCAAGAAGUGGAUGGGGACCCAGUUUGGCCAGUGGGAUACUGCUGGUUUCGAAAAUGAGGAAAAGAAAAUGAAAUUUCUCAAACUCAUGGGUGGCUUUAAAAAUGUGUCCCCGUCACUCGGCCGCUCCAGCGUGAAGGGAAGGCCCAACAUGGCCCUCAACAAGAAGGCGGCCGACACCCUGCAGCAGAGCCUGCAGCGGGACUACGACCGCGCCAUGAGCUGGCAGUACGGCCGGGGGGCCGGCCUCGGCUUCUCCGCCACCCCCGACAAAAUCUUUUAUAUUGACAGGAACGCUUCCAAGUCGAUAAAGUUUGAAGAUUAAACUCCAAUGUUUUGUCCUCCAAAACGACCAGAACUGCAUUUAUUCUUUAGUUUCAUGGUGACAGCCACCCAGUUGUCGGGAGCCCCGCUCCGGGGGUACGAGGACAGCUGCGCUGACCCGCUUGGACAGACGGGGCGGGGGUGGCGUCGGAGCCGAAGGGGCAGGCGCGGCUGACCACGCCACCUCCCGCUUCCGUCCCAUGUGGAGACAUUGGUGCGUGUAAACGCUACUUCAUGUUUAUGGGUGCUUGGCCCGUGCCGGGAACACGCCAACGUGUUUCCCUCACAGUAAUGUAGUUCUCUCGUCUUUGUUACUACGAAACAGGUGCUACAUUAUCCCCAUCUUACAGAUGAGGAAGCCUGGGUUCAGGGAUGAAGUAAUAAAAUUGCCCGGGUCGGCAGCCAGUAUGUGCCAAGUGUGCUUUUCUACCCCGAGCCCUUCGUCACGGUGCCGCUUGAACGUGCCUCCAGGGGAUUCACCGGCUCCUUGCCGAGGAUGAAGCCGUCUUCUGGCCGAAGA